UCUUCUUCUCUUUUCUGUCUUCUCUCCUCUGACCUCCACACAGACAGACAGACAGACAGACAGAAAGACAGACAGGUCUAACUCUUGGCCUUCUUCAUCUCCACCAUCAUCUUCAUCAUCCUCGGAGGAGCUCCCUGACCCCUCGCCUCACCGGGUCGCCAUGGCAACGGUCAUCUGUACUCGUUUCACCGAAGAGUUUCAGCUUUAUGAAGAGCUGGGCAAGGGAGCGUUUUCGGUGGUGCGCCGCUGUGUGAAGGUUCUGUCGGGUCAAGAGUACGCUGCCAAGAUCAUCAACACCAAAAAACUCUCUGCCAGAGAUCAUCAGAAGUUGGACCGCGAAGCUCGAAUCUGUCGUUUACUGAAGCACCCGAACAUCGUGCGGCUACAUGACAGUAUUUCAGAGGAGCUUCAUCAUUACCUCAUCUUUGACCUGGUAACAGGUGGAGAGUUGUUUGAAGAUAUUGUAGCCAGAGAAUAUUACAGUGAAGCUGACGCCAGUCACUGUAUCCAGCAGAUUUUGGAGGCGGUGCUACAUUGCCACCAGAUGGGCGUGGUCCACCGAGACCUGAAGCCAGAGAACCUGCUGCUGGCCUCGAAGUCAAAAGGAGCGGCGGUGAAACUGGCUGACUUCGGCCUCGCCAUCGAGGUGGAGGGAGACCAGCAGGCCUGGUUUGGUAAGACCCCACAAAUACUAGUAGUUGUUCAAUCCAUUCAUAUAGCACUGAAUUAUAAAUCACAGGUUUUGCCUCAGAGGGCUUUACAAUCCGUACAUCAACAUCUGUCCCAGGACCCCCGCAUCAGAACAGCAAAAACUCCCCAAACCAGCCCUAACUAUAAACCUGAGCCAGCCCGAACGAUAAACCAGAACCAUCUCUAACUAUAAACCUGAACCAGCCCUAACUAUAAACCUG
Messenger RNA from Anarrhichthys ocellatus (wolf-eel), 911 nucleotides. Its product is annotated as calcium/calmodulin-dependent protein kinase type II subunit alpha-like. Gene Ontology annotation, biological process: protein phosphorylation. The record is from RefSeq and is a predicted model, not a curated record. NCBI's taxonomy places the organism in Eukaryota, Metazoa, Chordata, Actinopteri, Perciformes, Anarhichadidae. The coding region runs from base 161 to 877 and encodes 238 amino acids. Gene Ontology annotation, molecular function: protein kinase activity; ATP binding. The transcript has 7 exons.